AAACAAAAAUCGACAUUGAACAUAUAACGUCGUUUAAAAUUCAAAAAGCUGCAGUCUCUGCCUGACGUAAAUCAGAGUGCCGUAUUGCAGUUGGUGUUGUGUACAGCUGAAGAGACAGCAGAAUGUGGAUCAUCAAAUUAAAUAGUUUAGCCGCUGUAUUAGUUUUUGUAGGACCGUAUAGCACAUUUGCUCUUCAGGAUGUAACUGUGGACCUUUUCGGUGCCGAAAAUUACGGGACGGUGGCAGCGUUCGGGGAUUUUAACUCGGAUAAACAGACGGACAUCUUCAUCAUCAGAGAACAGUCUCAGUUGGUGAUUUUCUUGGCUGACCCGAAAACCCCUUACUUCAAACCCAAAAUCAAUAUCACGAAAGACCUUUUGCCAAGGGACACCAUCAUCACCAGUGUGGUCCCUGGAGAUUAUGAUGGCGACUCACAGAUGGAUGUCCUUCUUACAGCUCAGACCAGCCCAACAAUAACAACAGUUUUCAUCUUCUGGGGGAACAACCGGACAUUAGAUAUGAGUGGUUGGAUGACUCUGAACAAGACCUUCACAGAUCAACCUCUUGUUAUGGAUUUCAAUGGGGACAUGGUUCCAGAUAUUUUUGGAUCCACCAACCAGGGAUCUACAGAAGUUUGCUAUCUCACCAAAAGGGUCCAAGAUUGGCGGAAUGCACUGAGUUCACCUGUCAAAAUGCGUGUCCCUCACUCUAAUGCUUUCAUUGAUCUCAGCAAGGACUUCACCGCUGAUUUAUUCCUGACAACUGAAGGCCCAGCAUUUGAAACCUGGCUCAGCAGGGACGGGAAUUUCACCAGAGUUGAAGUCAUGCCAGCACAUCCGCCGGUCAGCACUGUUGGACAAUCCUCCUUUGUCGACUUUGAUGGUGAUGGCUACCAGGACCACCUUCUCCCCGUGUGUUUGGAGAAGACCUGUCAACACAGUGCCAUCUACUUGGCCAAGUCCGGCUCACAAGAGUGGGUACCAGUACUGAUGGAUUUCCAGCAGAGGGACACAACUUGGAGCUUUGUGCUUGGGAAACCCAACCAACCUCUGACCCUGCACCUUGGUGACUACAACUUGGAUGGCUUCCCUGAUGCUCUAGUGAUCCUUCGCAACACCAGCGGCAGUGGUCAACAGGCCUUCUUAUUGGAGAACGUUCCCUGCACAAACAUCAGCUGCCACAGCGUCGGAAGGAUGUUCCACAUCCACUGGGACCAGUCAGAUUUGGGAGCCAUCCAAAAUGCCGUUAUGGCAACGUUCUUUGACAUCUAUGAGGAUGGUAUAUUAGACAUGCUGGUUCUGAGCCAGGCACCAGGCAAAAAUGAUUUGAUCAUCCAUGCUUUAAAGAACAAUUUCGAAGCUGAUGCCUACUUCGUUAAAGUGAUGGGUAAGUGGCUGAUUAUCCCAGUGUUCUUAUUUCCCUCCUGUCACAUAACCUAAGGCUGUUCUCUCCCCCUCAUAGUCCAACUUCAAUCACUGAAAAUGAGCAGCUUUUCCUAGAAAUCAGAUGGUUACGAUGCAUUUUUCUGUUAUAUUAUUUAGAUUUACUUUUGGUGGUGAAAAGGAACUUCCUGUGUUUUCUCU
Messenger RNA from Solea senegalensis (Senegalese sole), 1583 nucleotides. It is a transcript of the gene itfg1, whose product is annotated as integrin alpha FG-GAP repeat containing 1. The coding region runs from base 123 to 1439 and encodes 438 amino acids. Gene Ontology annotation, cellular component: plasma membrane. The transcript is spliced from 12 exons. Lineage: Eukaryota; Metazoa; Chordata; Actinopteri; Pleuronectiformes; Soleidae. The record is from RefSeq and is a predicted model, not a curated record.